Molecule: messenger RNA, 1170 nt
Organism: Botrytis fragariae
Lineage: Eukaryota; Fungi; Ascomycota; Leotiomycetes; Helotiales; Sclerotiniaceae
Exons: 1
Coding region: 1-1170 (389 amino acids)
Source: RefSeq, a predicted model, not a curated record
AUGACUUCUGAAGAUUCAACACUCAAAUCACCAAGACUUCACCACAUAGAUACAUCAUCUAAUGGCGGUGUCUCUGGACCUUUCUGGGACUCAAACGAACGUUGCUUUUGGCUGAUGAAUAAUCGUCAAGUCUACACGCAUCCUGAAAAUUAUAGCGGAAGUUCCGCUUGCGCGACUAUCGCAUCCGCGAACCCUGAUUCUGCUUACCCAUCCGGCUGGUCUAGAGGUCAACGCACACGAUCACUCUCGGGAUCUGACGAUUCGCCAGAUUCAGCAUCGCAUGAAUCCAAACGCAUUCGUCCGGAGUCCCUUGACAGUGCACCCCCAAAGAAUACACAAUCCAAACAGCCUUUGCGCCAGGGUACUCCGGAACAACAACGCAAGUUCCCACAAUACGAUUUAUCCAAUCUUCCACCUCCACCUCCCUUUCCUCCUCAAAGAUCUCAAUCGGUUCGUUUUUCCCCAAAUAUAUCUUAUUCGGAUGACCCUGUGAAGAAGCAUAACCCAGGACCAUCCCUACCUAGCUUCCCUCAACGCUCUCAAUCUGUCCGCGUCUCAAACGAGCACGAUCAAGGCUUCACUCGCUCCAGAAAUCCAUCCCCCUCCUCUCCCUCAUCUUCCUCUUCACGUACCCACCAUAAACCCCUCCCCACCCGUCCCCAAUCAUUCCCAGCCUCAACCUCAGCACCACCGUCAUCAUCAUCAUCAUCAAACCCACCCACAAAAUCCACCUCUCCCUUCCCCAUCCCCUACAGUACCCAUCCUCCCACCACCCGCUACACCCCUCCCAAUUACCUCCGCGACCCCGAACACGAAGACGAAGAUUUUUCCUCCCCCUCCUCCGCCUAUUCCUACUCCAAAUCCCCCUCUUCCUCCUCCUCCUACUCACACCAUCGCGUCCCCUCUUCUCGCGACCGCGACGAAUCCCAACGUCAACGCACCCACCACCGUCGCAUCGAAUACGACUACGACACCGAUACCGAUCUCUCCGAUCAGAAAGAAAAGAAACUCAGAAGACAGAAACGUACUCGUGAACGUACCCCGGAUGAACAGAGGAAACACGAGAAAACUCUGAAAAGCAUUGGAGAGACGGGAAGAGGAGAUAUGGGACGAGCGGCUUUAUUGGGAGCCCUUCCUUUCGUGUGCCUUUUGGCGAGAUUGGCGGCUUAA